AUGUCAUCUCGGUACGACAAGGCAAUCACCGUUUUCUCCCCAGAUGGACACCUUUUACAAGUGGAAUAUGCCCAGGAAGCGGUGAAGAAAGGAUCCACUGUGGUCGGAAUUCGAGGUACCAAUAUAGUUGUGCUUGGGGUAGAAAAAAAAUCUGUUGCCAAGCUUCAAGAUGAAAGAACUGUGAGGAAAAUUUGUGCCCUUGAUGACCACGUCUGUAUGGCUUUUGCAGUUUUGACUAUUUUUGUAGGACUGACUGCUGAUGCUAGAGUAGUAAUAAACAGAGCCCGUGUGGAGUGCCAGAGCCAUAAGCUUACAGUUGAGGACCCAGUCACUGUAGAAUAUAUAACUCGCUUCAUAGCAACUUUAAAGCAGAAGUAUACCCAGAGCAAUGGACGAAGACCUUUUGGUAUUUCUGCCUUAAUUGUAGGUUUUGAUGAUGAUGGUAUCCCAAGAUUAUAUCAGACAGACCCCUCUGGUACUUAUCAUGCUUGGAAGGCAAAUGCAAUAGGCCGAAGUGCUAAAACUGUUCGAGAAUUUCUAGAAAAGAAUUACACAGAAGAUGCUGUAGCAGAUGACAAUGAAGCUAUCAAAUUAGCAAUAAGAGCUUUGCUAGAAGUUGUCCAGUCUGGUGGGAGAAACAUUGAGCUUGCUGUAAUAAGAAGAAAUCAACCUUUGAAGAUGUUUAGCGCCAAAGAAAUUGAAUUACAAGUAACUGAAAUAGAAAAGGAAAAGGAAGAAGCAGAGAAGAAAAAAUCAAAGAAGUCUACCUAA
Messenger RNA from Cynocephalus volans (Philippine flying lemur), 771 nucleotides. It is a transcript of the gene PSMA8, whose product is annotated as proteasome 20S subunit alpha 8. Gene Ontology annotation, cellular component: proteasome core complex, alpha-subunit complex; proteasome core complex; nucleus. The record is from RefSeq and is a predicted model, not a curated record. The transcript is spliced from 7 exons. The coding region runs from base 1 to 771 and encodes 256 amino acids. NCBI's taxonomy places the organism in Eukaryota, Metazoa, Chordata, Mammalia, Dermoptera, Cynocephalidae. Gene Ontology annotation, biological process: ubiquitin-dependent protein catabolic process; proteasomal protein catabolic process.